AUUCAGAGUCAGAGAAUGCAGAUUGGAGGCCAGGCUCUGCCACUCCCUCUAUCAAGGUGUAAGACAUGGAACCUCUCUGGGACUCAGUUUCCACAUCUGCAAAAUGGAGAGGAGGGGAGGAGAGAAGGAUCUCUCCGUCUGCCCCGGCCAGGCUCUCUGGAUCCCGUGCUCCAGGGGUACCCUUGAAGUGGACACCAGUGUGCCAGGCAGAGGCCACCCUACAGCCACACAUCUUUCCCAGAGGUUUUACCAGGGAAUGGGGCUGUGAGCCCUGCUCUUGCCAUGUGCCUGCCAGGGGAGGUGGCCCCAUGCCCAAUGCCAACCUUUCAGAACAACAGCACCCUUUCCCAACUGGGCCCCUGUUUCCGGCCAGUGAACAUCAGCCAAGAGGAACGGCGACUCAUUGCUUCACCUUGGUUUGCUGCCACCUUCUGCCUUGUGGGCCUGGCCUCUAACCUGUUGGCCUUGGCAGUGUUGGCCGGUGCCCGGCGGGUGAACAGCUACCGGGCCCGCUCCUCCUUCUUGACCUUCCUCUGCGGCUUGGUACUCACUGACUUCCUAGGGCUGUUUGUAACCGGCUCUGUGGUUGUCUCUCAACAUGCCACACUCUUUGAUUGGGCCGGCACUGACCCUGGCUGCCAUCUGUGUGGAUUCAUGGGUGUAGCCAUGGUUUUCUUUGGCCUGAGCCCACUCCUGCUAGGCACUGCCAUGGCAGCUGAGCGCUUUGUGGGCAUCAACCAGCCUUUUUCACGCCCAGCAGCUGCAUCCCAGCGCCGGGCCUGGGCCACCGUGGGACUAGUGUGGGCAGCUUCUUUUGGCCUGGGUCUCCUACCUAUCAUUGGCCUGGGUCGAUACACUGUUCAAUACCCUGGCUCCUGGUGUUUCUUGACUCUGGGGUCCCAAGUGGGUGACGUGACCUUUGGUCUGCUCUUUGCCCUGCUGGGUGCCUUCUCUGUGGGUCUCUCCUUCAUCUUCAACACCAUCAGUGUGGUUACCCUGUGCCGUGUCUACCAUGACCAGGAGGCAGCGUGCCAACGGCCACGAGACAGUGAGGUGGAGAUGAUGGCACAGCUUCUGGGCAUCAUGGUCGUUGCUACAGUCUGUUGGAUGCCUUUGUUGGUCUUCAUCGCCCAGACAGUCCUUCAGAGCCCACCUGUGAUGCUCCCCACUGGCCAACUGCCCCGGCCCACAGAGCGCCUGCUCCUCAUUUACCUGCGUGUGGCCACUUGGAACCAGAUCCUGGACCCCUGGGUCUACAUCCUGUUCCGCAGGGCUGUGCUAAAGCGUAUCUACCCUCGACUGACCAUCCGGCGCUCUAUCCCCUCUCUGGAUCCCACCAUUCCCCACUCCCUACAGCCCAAGUUCACCCAGGAGCCAAGGCUACAGUAACCCCUGUCGGAAAACCUGGAACACAGAGGCCAAUCAGCACUGCUGGCGGCAGGGACACUGGGCUGUCCGAGGGCUAAGUCUGGGAGGAGCUGGCACCAAUAUCACCCAGAGUCCAGGCUUUGCAAAGUUGAGCGGACAUGUGAACAAGCGGGGAGUGGAGUAGGGGUGGGGGGCUCGGGGUCAGAGGAGGAC
Dromiciops gliroides (monito del monte) is the source of this 1581-nucleotide messenger RNA. RefSeq names its product thromboxane A2 receptor (gene TBXA2R). Lineage: Eukaryota; Metazoa; Chordata; Mammalia; Microbiotheria; Microbiotheriidae. The coding region runs from base 283 to 1389 and encodes 368 amino acids. The record is from RefSeq and is a predicted model, not a curated record. Gene Ontology annotation, molecular function: thromboxane A2 receptor activity. The transcript is spliced from 4 exons. Gene Ontology annotation, biological process: positive regulation of blood pressure; positive regulation of cytosolic calcium ion concentration; positive regulation of vasoconstriction. Gene Ontology annotation, cellular component: plasma membrane.